UGUUUACAACAGGUUGUGACAGUCGACGUCUGAUAGAGUCAACCCUGCUCCGACAGUUUGAUUUCAGUACAUGUGGCGUCCCAGCAAUUCAAAACGUUAGGACAGAGGCCCGUAUAAAUCACAAUCAAUAUAAAUUGUUCUGUUCGCUCUUCUUUCUUACCAACGGAGCAUCGGACUGCGAAUGCCAUGUUGUCCUGCUCGGCGAAGAGAGGCUUAACGACAGGAGGGACACAAUGGGUUAGAAACCUUGUGCAGGUGGCAGGCAGACGACACCUCCCCGGAUCACGUAACAAGAAAUUUCCAAAACAUCUCCAGCCGUGGGAUCAACAUUUUCCGCACAGACUCCAAGUCGAAGACAAAAUCCAGUCAGAGGACGUGUCUUCAUUCGCAAGCCGAUUGCGACCGAAAUUAGACGGACUUCUUCACACGCACGGCGCUGUCCUCCUCAAAGGUCUUCCUAUACAGUCUGUUGAGGAUUUCUCUUGCUUUUACACGGGUUUGGGGUAUGAGCUAAUGACCUAUGUUGGUGGGAGUGGUUUCAGACAUUCAGUGGCUCCGAACGUGUUUACAGGGAGCGUGGACCCACCGGAAUAUACGGUUGAACCCCACAACGAAAUGGCGUAUCUUCCGUACUGGCCUCAUUUGAUCUUCUUCUACUGCGAAACCGAAGCAGAGCCUGGUUGCGGUGGAGAAAAUGGUCUGACGGAUGUGAGGACAGUUUACGACCAGCUUGAUCCAGAGGUGAAGGAGAAAUUCAACCGACUCGGUGUGCGAUACUGGCGCUACUUUCCCGCGGAAUCCAGGCCGAAUUAUCCUAGCUGGAGGGAGUCGCUGAAGGUAGAGACUCGUGCUCAAGUGGAGGAAAUGGUCACAAAAGCGGGGAAUUCUGUGUCAUGGGACGACGAUGGGAGUCUCUGCUUCUGGACGGACCGGCCUGCCAUAUCUCCUCAUUAUCGAACUGGUGAGAUGCUCUGGUUUGGCCAGAUCCCCGGGCAACAUUGGACCUGUUUUGAAGACUACCCAGGUCUCUGGGACAAGUUGAAGCACCUGCCGGAGAAGCAGUUUCCAUUCACCACACUCUACGGGGACGGCUCAGUCAUCGAGUUAGACGUGAUGGACCACUUACGAGAAGUCACGUGGAAGUGUACGAAAGGGAGCCAGUUGAAACAGAAUGAGGUGUUGGUGUUCGAUAACAUGCUUUUUUCGCAUUGUAAGAUGGGCUUCACUGGCCCUCGGCUUAAUAGGACCAGUAUGGCUUGUUACAAGGCAACUUAGUAAGGUUGUAACUUUUGAUCACAAAGAAGAUUAUCCGAAUGUAGUCAUCACUCGUAUUGCAAUCCUUUCGAUGAAAGCAGAAUAAUUCAGUGUUAAAAAAAACGU
Lineus longissimus is the source of this 1380-nucleotide messenger RNA. RefSeq lists its product as uncharacterized. Bases 187 to 1275 code for a protein of 362 amino acids. The record is from RefSeq and is a predicted model, not a curated record. The transcript is spliced from 4 exons. Lineage: Eukaryota; Metazoa; Nemertea; Pilidiophora; Heteronemertea; Lineidae. Gene Ontology annotation, molecular function: oxidoreductase activity.